Musca domestica (house fly) is the source of this 1039-nucleotide messenger RNA. RefSeq names its product BOS complex subunit TMEM147. The transcript is spliced from 4 exons. Lineage: Eukaryota; Metazoa; Arthropoda; Insecta; Diptera; Muscidae. The record is from RefSeq and is a predicted model, not a curated record. Bases 134 to 823 code for a protein of 229 amino acids.
UUGACACUUCUUUCGAUUUCUCCAACCAAAGGCCAGGUUGAUCAGCACUUUUUUUUUAUAAAUAAAUUCGACGUGCCAAUUAAUUGAAAGAAGUUAUCUUUAAUUAAAUAAGCAAGAAAUUGCAUGAAUUAAAAUGACUCUCUAUCAUUUCGGUAAUUGUGUUGCACUGGUCUAUGUGCCAUAUUAUAUGACCUAUAAAUAUUCCGGCCUGUCAGAAUAUGGGGCAUUUUGGAAAUGUAUACAAGCUGGUGGUAUUUAUGUUUUCACACAAUUAUGUAAAAUGCUGGUACUGGCCACAUUUUUCGAUUCGGAUUCACUAGGAGGUGGAACCGGCGAUUUUAAUUUCUUGGCGGAAUUCUUGCGCUGUAGUGUGGAUAUAGCAGAUCUUUUGGGCUUUGCUGUGAUUCUUUCACGUAUACCCGGCAAGGGACAUAGUAAAUUGAUUACUGCUGGCCUGGGAUGGGCUGCUGCAGAGGUGGUUUUGUCACGCGGUAUUAUGUUGUGGGUCGGUGCGAGAGGUACAGAAUUCAGCUGGAUUUAUAUACAAAAAUGUCUGGAAUCGAAUGUUUUACUGAUUCAACAUAUUACCACUGCCACAUUGGUAUGGAUGUUCACCCGCCAUGAUCUGAACAAGGCCCUUAAACCUUUGGUCACCAUCCUGUUGGUGGUGACAAUUUUCAAGGGUGUCUGGUUGGAGGGCCUAUUAAGUGUUCUCAGUUUUGGUCCCUGGUCUACGAUAGCAUUGAAGGCAUUUGUUGCCUCACUAAUUGGUUUUGUGUCCCUACAUGUGUACACAGGUCUGGCUCAACAAAUUGGCAUUUGAAAAUAUUGAAAUUUUUUCGAUAUAUAUAGGUAUAUAACUAAAAUGAUAAGUGUAUGUGUGUUUUAGUAAUAUACAACUUGUUUAAAAAAUCUAUUUUGAAAAUGUAACAUAACUUGUUAGCAAAUAGUAAAAAUGAAUGGAAGACAAAAAAACUUUAUAGAAAGAAUGAAAUAAAAGAAAAUUAUUGAUAUUUUAAUUAUCCAUUUAAUGUAAAAA